UGCAGGGGCGGCGGCGGCUCGGCCGGGUGUCCACGGGCGUGGGGGAUGGGGGCGGCGAGCUCCAGCCCUCGGCGGCGGCGGCGGCGACCGUGAGUGUGGGGCGAACGUCCGCAUCCCGGACGCGGCAUGGAGCCCCGCGGAUUUCAGUUUUUUUGACUGUUACAUGAAAGGAUGAUUGCUCAUAAACAGAAAAAGACAAAGAAAAAACGUGUGUUGUCAUCAGGCCAGCUCUCUACUGAUGUUACAACUUCUGAAAUGGGGCUCAAGUCCGUAAGUUCCAACUCCAUUUUUGAUCCGGAUUACAUCAAGGAGUUGGUGAAUGAUAUCAGGAAGUUCUCGCAUAUGUUACUGUAUUUGAAAGAAGCUAUUCUUUCAGAUUGUUUCAAAGAAGUCAUUCAUAUACGUCUGGACGAACUUCUCCGUGUUUUAAAUUCGGUAAUGAAUAAACAUCAGAAUCUAAAUUCUGUUGAUCUUCAAAAUGCUGCAGAAAUGCUUACUGCAAAAGUGAAAGCUGUGAACUUCACAGAAGUUAAUGAAGAAAACAAAAAUGAUCUCUUCAGAGAAGUCUUUUCUUCCAUUGAAACCUUGGCCUUUACCUUUGGGAAUAUCCUGACAAAUUUCCUUAUGGGAGAUGUAGGCAAUGAUUCAUUAUUACAACUGCCUGUUUCUCGGGAAAGUAAGUCUUUUGAAAAUGUUUCUGUGGAAUCAGUGGACUCAUCCAAUGAAAAAGGAAAUUUUUCUCCUAUGGAACUAGACAGCAUGCUGUUAAAGAACACUGACUCUAUAGAAUUAGCUUUGUCAUAUGCUAAAACAUGGUCAAAAUAUACCAAGAACAUAGUUUCAUGGGUUGAAAAGAAACUUAACUUGGAAUUGGAGUCCACUAGAAAUAUUGUCAAGUUGGCAGAGGCAACUAGAACUAGCAUUGGACUACAGGAGUUCAUGCCAUUGAAGUCUCUUUUUACCAAUGCCCUUCUUAAUGACAUAGAGAGCAGUCACCUUUUACAACAAACAAUUGCAGCUCUCCAAGCCAACAAAUUUGUGCAGCCUCUACUUGGGAGGAAAAAUGAAAUGGAAAAACAAAGGAAAGAAAUAAAAGAACUUUGGAAACAGGAACAAAAUAAAAUGCUUGAAGCAGAGACUGCUCUUAAAAAGGCAAAAUUGCUAUGCAUGCAACGUCAAGAUGAGUAUGAAAAAGCAAAAUCUUCCAUGUUUCGUGCAGAAGAGGAGCAUAUGUACUCAAGUGGAGGAUUAGUAAAAAAUCUCAACAAGCAGUUAGAAAAAAAGCGCAGGCUGGAAGAGGAGGCUCUUCAAAAAGUAGAAGAAGCAAAUGAACUCUACAAAGUUUGUGUGACAAAUGUUGAAGAAAGACGAAAUGAUCUAGAAAAUACCAAAAGAGAAAUUUUAACACAACUCCAGAAACUUGUUUUCCAGUGUGAUCUUACCCUUAAAGCUGUAACAGUUAACCUCUUCCAGAUGCAACACCUACAGGCUGCCUCCCUCGCAAACAAUUUACAGUCUCUCUGUGAUAGCGCCAAACUCUAUGACCCAGGCCAAAAGUACAGUGAGUUUGUCAAGGCCACAAAUUCAACUGAAGAAGAAAAAGUGGAUGGGAAUGUAAAUAAGCAAAUAACAGACAGUUCCCAUAAUUCUGGAUAUGGACCUACCGACUCUUUAGAGGAUGUUUUGCGCCUUCCUGAAAGUUCUAAUAAGAUUGAAGAGGAUCGAUGCUCUAACAGUGCCGAUAUAACAGGUCCUUCUUUUAUAAGGUCAUGGACAUUUGGGAUGUUUAGUGACUCUGAGAGCACUGGAGGAAGCAGUGAGUCUAGAUCUCUGGAUUCUGAAUCUAUAAGUCCAGGAGAUUUUCAUCGAAAACUCCCGCGAACUCCGUCCAGUGGAACCAUGUCUUCUGCAGAUGAUCUGGAUGAAAGAGAGCCACCUUCCCCUUCAGAAGCUGGACCCAAUUCCCUUGGAACAUUUAAGAAAACAUUGAUGUCAAAGGCAGCACUCACUCACAAGUUUCGCAAAUUAAGAUCCCCCACGAAAUGUAGGGAUUGUGAAGGCAUUGUAGUAUUCCAAGGUGUUGAAUGUGAAGAGUGUCUCCUCGUUUGUCAUCGAAAGUGUUUGGAAAAUUUAGUCAUUAUUUGUGGUCAUCAGAAACUUCUGGGGAAAAUACACUUAUUUGGAGCAGAAUUCACACAAGUUGCAAAAAAGGAACCAGAUGGCAUCCCUUUUAUACUCAAAAUAUGUGCCUCAGAGAUUGAAAAUAGAGCCUUGUGUCUACAGGGAAUUUAUCGUGUAUGUGGAAACAAAAUAAAAACUGAAAAACUGUGUCAAGCUUUGGAAAAUGGAAUGCACUUGGUAGACAUUUCAGAAUUUAGUUCACAUGACAUCUGUGAUGUCUUGAAACUAUACCUUCGACAGCUUCCAGAGCCAUUCAUUUUAUUCCGAUUGUACAAAGAAUUUAUAGACCUUGCAAAAGAGAUCCAACAUGUAAAUGAAGAACAAGAGACAAAAAAGGAUAACCCUGAGGACAAAAAAUGGCCAAGUACGUGUAUAGAAAUAAACCGAAUUCUUCUAAAAAGCAAGGACCUUCUAAGACAAUUGCCCGCAUCAAAUUUUAACAGUCUUCAUUACCUCAUAGUACAUCUUAAGCGAGUUGUAGAUCAUGCAGAGGAAAACAAAAUGAACUCCAAAAACUUGGGGGUGAUAUUUGGACCAAGUCUCAUUAGGCCAAGGCCCACAACUGCUCCUGUCACCAUCUCCUCUCUUACUGAAUAUUCACAUCAAGCGCGGUUGGUCGAGUUCCUCAUUACUUACUCACAGAAGAUCUUCGAUGGGUCCUUACAGCCACAAGAUGUAGUUGUGUAUAGUACAGGUGGUAUUGCACCUCAGGUUGAUCAAGGCUGUCUUCCGAAACUUCUGUUAUCGCCAGAAGAAAGAGACCCAGAACAUUCCAUGAAGUCACUGUUUUUCUCUUCAAAGGGAGAUAUGCAUACUGCAGAUAGGGAAAGCAAAGUUUUUGAACCAGCUACAUCAUUUGAGGAAUCGGAACAAAAGCAAAACACAUCGGAAAAAUGUGAUGCAUGUCUCAUUGAUAACAAAGUACAUUUGCUUGCAGACAAAGAGCUUGAAUCAGCAUCACAAAAAAUGGAAGAUGUUUGUAGAACAGGCAAACCUCCUUCUCUGAAAUGCGACAGGGAAGCAAGCAGUGUUGAGAGGUACACUCCUAGGACCAAGACUAGACCUGUGAGUUUGCCUGUGGAUAGGCUUCUGCUUCUCGCGAGCCUUCCAAAUGAGAGGAAUGGCCGAAUUAUGGGAAAUAGAAGUUCAGACAAGUUUUAUAAGAAUCCUGCCUUUGAAGGAAUUAAUAGAAAAGACACCCCUACUAUUGUUUGUUCCAAAUUUUAUGGCUUUGACCAGCAAACUCUACAAAAAUCUAGGGAGAAACAGUAUGAACAGAAUGACCUAACUGCAAAGACUGCAGUAACUGUGCCCCAUGCGCUCCAGGAAGGAGGCCUAACAGCGAGCAUCGGAAUCGGCGGGGACCACCCAGUCAGGGCCACCCAGCCUAGUAAGCCAUACGCAGAACCAGUCGGGUCAACAGGACAAGUGUCAGAGAGGCGGUGCUCUGACUCAUGCCCUCCUGCCCUUGUGCGAGCACCCAGAACCCUGCAGCCCCAGCACUGGACAACUUUUUAUAAGCCACGAGCUGCCGCUGCUGCUGUGAGAGGGGAUGAGGGCAAACCCGUGGCAGCCUGCGAAACAGUGCCUCCCAGCACAGCUCCUGUGCCCCAGGGGCAUGCGCUGAAGUCAGUUCCAGACUCAGAAGAUGCCCCAGCUGCUCGAGGGCAGCGGGUUGGUAAGUCCAAAGAGAGCUCUGAGGAACAUGACUCGCCUGACGUGCACCCAGUGUGUCAGAGACCAAGGCUAAAACGCAUGCAGCAAUUUGAAGACCUUGAAGAUGAGAUCCCACAGUUUGUGUAGGGUUAUCAAAACCCAGCUUUUCUUUUUUUGUUGUUUUGUUUUCUGGUAUUGUGUUUGUUUUGUGAAAGAAAUUUUGACAGGGCCCCUUCUGUAUACGAUUGCCAAAUUCUGGAUUUUACUUUUGCAUUAUGUUUUCCUGUGUCGGUUAUAUUGAAAGGUAGAAUGUUUUGAUAGGGCCCCGUCUGUGCCUCACUGGAAUUAUCUGUAUUUUUGAAGUUGUGAAUAAAUAGAUGGACUCAUAUUUUUUAAAGUUCGGUUGAUUUUUCCCAUGAAACGGUCCAUUUAAAUGCAUUCCUAAUAUAUAAUUCUCAACUAAUAGGUGCAAUUGGAGAAAAUCAGCUUUAUGUUUUUUUUAAGUGAAACUACAUGCUUAUUUAUAAAAGGAAUGUUUCUGAAUGCAAGUCCCUGAAAGAUCUUUGUUUGGUAUGAUUACAUUUUUCCACACAAUUUUAUAGUGCAUCUUUGACCAUUUGUGCUCUUAUGGUAUGUAUGUGACCUUCAGUGGCUAAAAGUUUUGCAAAUCUGCAUUUAAUUACAUUUUAAUUACUUGUCAGAUUUUACAUUUGGUAGUUGAAUUGUACAAAGAAAAUGCACUUAAACUUCUUCCUAAAUUACAUAGUUCAGUUAUGUCUUAUUUGGCUUUAUAUUGCUUAAUACAUUUAAUAGUUUUUUAUCUCUUGGCUUUAUACUACAUAAACUUUUGCUCUUCAACAGUUCUGAACCUUUUGGUAUUUUGCCUAAUGGUCCAAAAAAUGUUUUAAAAUUCAAUGCAUUUCCUAUUGAUAUUGUCUGGCUGGUUUUUUUUUUAACCAUUCCUUUUGUAUGAAAUGUUUUCACUUAUGAAUAAUUUUAUGUACUUUUUCUACCUGGACUUUUAACCAUUGACAAUGUAUGUUUCAUUUGAAUCGUGCAAAGAUUUAUUUAAGUUGAUACUAAGAGUAUAGCUCAAUAAGCCUAAUUGUUUGGAAUUUGAGAGAAGGUGUAGAUGAUUGGAUAUAUUUCAUUUAUAAAAUUCCCAGAUUUUAGAACUAGUGCAGUUCUGUUAUUUUCUGGGUUUUGUCAUAGGAUAUAAAAGGGACAAAAAAAAUAAAAUGCCUCGUUUUGUAUGUGUGAAUUCUAUUUGCAGUAAAUACUUUUGUAUGACCAUGUUAUACUUGAUAAAAAUACAAAUAUAUAUA
This is a messenger RNA of Manis pentadactyla (Chinese pangolin), 5162 nucleotides long. It is a transcript of the gene ARHGAP29, whose product is annotated as Rho GTPase activating protein 29. Lineage: Eukaryota; Metazoa; Chordata; Mammalia; Pholidota; Manidae. The transcript has 23 exons. Gene Ontology annotation, biological process: signal transduction; activation of GTPase activity. Gene Ontology annotation, cellular component: cytoplasm. Gene Ontology annotation, molecular function: GTPase activator activity. The record is from RefSeq and is a predicted model, not a curated record. The coding region runs from base 172 to 3984 and encodes 1270 amino acids.